AUGGAAUCUAUAAUUAAUUGUCAACACCCCUCUACCCUUCGCUUUGCUGUUCAUUUUUUCUCUUGCGUCGUACACUCUCGUUUCCACCUCGCCACCGACGAAUCUCCUUCCCAUCGCCAUCUACUGUCGCCGCUACCCUCCCCAGCGCCAUCUCCGGCCGUCGCCACCCUCACUGCCGGCAACUCCAGCCGUAUCCACAACAGGGCAAAAUUAGCAGGAGGGUCAAACUUGUCAAUAUCAGUAAAAGAAGUUUUGUGA
This is a messenger RNA of Lactuca virosa, 258 nucleotides long. The record is from the annotation of a GenBank genome assembly. NCBI's taxonomy places the organism in Eukaryota, Viridiplantae, Streptophyta, Magnoliopsida, Asterales, Asteraceae.